UUCCCUGCCAAAUAAGAGGAAACGGUGUAACGAGGAUGAUGCCAAUGGAGACAAGUAAAACGGUGAGAAUUGCAGAUCAACUCAAAAACCAUACUUCAAUGCCGUACGGUUUGGAGCGCAGGCAGGAGACAGAGGAGGAAGAAGAUAGAGAUACUUUUUUUACGUUUUCAUAACGGUACUGAACAAGUUUCAGUGUUGAUAUGUUCCACGUAAAACUGAUAUCCUUGAGCGAGGCUUACAUCAAAAUAAAUUUAGAAGUUCAUAUAUUCACAGUGCAUCCAUAUACAUACUCACGUGAAAAAGUUGAGAUGUAAGCUUAAACUAGAAAAAAUCAUAGGAAAAUAACAGAUUUCAGAUGCGUGUGCACGACUACAAGAUAAAAAAAAAUUCGUGAGUUUUUGCUACGUAGUGCAAAUGCAUAUGAAACUUGUUAUGGUUGCCGGUCUGCCGCUCUAGCCUCCGUCAACUGCAUACCGCGUCGGGAAGCGAGCAGCAGGGGAAAUGUGGUCAACACUUGUGGGGCCACAUCGCAAUCACUGGGUACAUCAUUCAGAGAUGAUGAACGACUACAACAACUAUGCAUUUCUGAAAGAAAAAAAAAAGCAAACGCUACCGGCCGGAAUCGGAAGUACACGUGCACAGCAUAGGCGCACUGCGAGGCCGCACCGCACUGCAGGGAACCAAUCCCCAUGGCCGCCGCACCCUGCACGCUCAACAUGGCCUCCGUCCUUGCGCUGCUGCUUGUCUUCUCCGUGCACUGGACGGGGCGCAGCCACGCCUUCAGCCUCAUGAACUACCUGUGCAACAACGGCAGCUCCUACGCCCUCAACUCCACCUACCGCUCCAACGUGGUGGCGCUCCUCGGGUCCCUGUCCGCCAACGCGUCCAGCUCCGCCGUAGGCUUCGCCACCGGCACGCUCGGCCGCGGCCCAGACCAGACGUGGGGGCUCGCGCUCUGCCGCGGCGACGUCAACGGCAGCGCCUGCGCGUCCUGCCUCGCGCUGGCGCCGGACGUGGCCUUCGGCAAGUGCAGGGGCGUCAAGGACGCGUCCAUCUACUACGACCGCUGCCUUCUCCGGUACUCGGACACGGACUUCCUGGCCACCCCGGACGACGCCGCGGCGUCGGUGCAGUACGGCGCCAACCUGCAGGUGAACGUCACCGCCGAUCCCGGACGGUUCGCGGGGCUCGCGGCCGACCUCGUGGGCGCGCUGUCCGCCUGGGCGGCGUGGAACUCGACGGCGAGAUACGCCGCCGGGGUGGUCACCUCCGCCCAAGGGUUCACGACGACGGACCACUCUCUGGUGCACGACAUCUACGGGCUGGUGCAGUGCACGCCCAACCAGGCGCCCGAGGCGUGCCUGGCGUGCCUCGGCAGGCUCAGGGACGAGAUUCCGGACGUGUUCAACGGCUCCACCGGCGGCCAGUUCAACGCGGUGUGGUGCAACCUGAGGUUCGAGGUGUUCCUUUUCUAUGACAGCAGCCCGGUAGUGAAGCUUGUCGCGCCUCCGGUGACGCCGGCUCCGCCGGGUGCAGCAGUCCACGGCGACGCAAACAGGACAAGGGGAGCAGGACAUGCAGCAACAGUAGUGGCCAUUGUUUUCGGGGUCCUAGUUAUCUUCCUACUCUCCACCUUCACCAUCUACCUCUGGAGAAAAGCACAAGUAAAACGAUAUGCCGAGGAAGCUGACGAUUCCGGGUCUCUGAUCUUCGAGUUGGCAACACUGAGAAGGGCAACCGGAGAUUUCGCCGAAGAGAACAAGCUCGGACAUGGAGGCUUCGGCGCGGUAUACAAGGGUUUCUUGGCUGAUGGCCGGCGAAUCGCCGUGAAGAGGCUGGACAAGGCUUCGGGGCAAGGCCUGAAAGAGCUGAGGAACGAGCUGCUGCUGGUCGCCAAGCUCCGGCACAACAACCUGGCAAAGCUUCUGGGCGUUUGCGUGAAGGGACAGGAGAAGCUGCUUGUCUACGAGUACAUGCCGAAUCGGAGCCUGGACACCUACCUCUUCGCAGCUGAUGAGAAGCGUGCAUCGCUAGACUGGGAGGCAAGGUACCGCAUCCUCUACGGGACAGCGCGGGGCCUGCUGUACCUCCACGAGGACUCGCAGGUCAGGAUCGUGCACCGCGACCUCAAGGCCAGCAACAUCCUGCUCGACGCCGACAUGAGCCCCAAGAUCUCCGACUUCGGGCUGGCGAGGCUCUUCAGCGCCGACAACACCACCACCGUCACGAGCCAAGUUGUCGGAACGCUAGGAUACAUGGCGCCGGAGUACGCGGUUCUGGGGCACCUGUCGGUGAAGCUUGACGUUUACAGCUUCGGAGUCCUGAUCCUGGAGGUCGUAACUGGACGGAGGAACACCGACAUGUUCGAGUCGGCAGCCGGAGAGUCCAUCAUCCUGCUGAGCUACGUGUGGGACCACUGGGUCAGGGGCACCGCGCUGGAGGCCGUCGACCCGUCCCUGGCCUGCCACUGCCAGGCACCGGAGGCGGAGGCGGAGGUGGUCAAGUGCAUCCAUCUGGGGCUGCUCUGCGUGCAGGAGAACCCGGCGGACCGCCCCAACAUGCUCGACGUCCUCGUCAUGCUCCACGGCCACUCGUCAGGCUUCGCGGCACCGUCCAAGCCGGCUUUCGCCUUUGCCUACGGGGAGACCACGAGUUCUGACGAGCGGGGUAUCCUGUCAGUGUCUCGUGCUGCUGCUGCCUUCUCUCUGAACGGGAUGUCCGCGUCCGAGUUCCAGCCAAGAUAGAAUGGAAGAAUUAAUUACAAUCACGGAAGACACGGUACAAAUAUAGAUACGGUUCGUGGCUCGUGGCCAUUUGUAAUGGAAGUUUACGUCACCAAAUUAGCGGAAAAAAUUUUUGGUGCAGCCCGCUGCAAAACAGAAUGUUUACAGUCCCUCACAAAAAGGAAGAUUGACUCCACCUGCAGGUCCACUAGAUAAUAUUUUAGUUGUGUUAUUGCUGCUGCAGGUGAGGUCAAUUCUUUUUUGUGUGAGAGGCAGUAAACAUCCUGGUUUGCAGUCGGCUGCACCAAUUUUUUUUUCCAAAUUAUCACCACUAUUUUUCCCCAUCGGGAUAAAGUUGGGAAGUUGUGCUGUUGUUCACGGUUCACUAGGGUAUGUUUGGGACAGUGAAUGGCUUAUGAAAGUUAUUAAUAGAACCUUUUAUG
Messenger RNA from Zea mays, 3166 nucleotides. RefSeq lists its product as uncharacterized. The coding region runs from base 690 to 2744 and encodes 684 amino acids. Lineage: Eukaryota; Viridiplantae; Streptophyta; Magnoliopsida; Poales; Poaceae. The transcript has 8 exons. Gene Ontology annotation, molecular function: protein serine/threonine kinase activity; ATP binding. Gene Ontology annotation, biological process: protein phosphorylation. Gene Ontology annotation, cellular component: plasma membrane. The record is from RefSeq and is marked validated.